Molecule: messenger RNA, 306 nt
Organism: Colletotrichum godetiae
Lineage: Eukaryota; Fungi; Ascomycota; Sordariomycetes; Glomerellales; Glomerellaceae
Exons: 1
Coding region: 1-306 (101 amino acids)
Source: RefSeq, a predicted model, not a curated record
AUGAGAGCUCUCAAGGGCCGUUGCUCGCUCUCGCGCGGCAGUCGGCUCUUUGUGGCACUGCUAGACGACAUACACGCCAUGCUCCCCGAGUUCCCACAUACACUAGAGACGACAAGACAAGCAAGAAACAAGCCUGGGGGUCACUCUCAUCCAGGGGAGGCAUGGGGAUGGGGGGACACGAGAAUGGCGCAAGACUCCCUGAUUCUCUCUGCCAAGCAUCUCCUCUGGACCUUGUCACAGUUGCAAACCGUCUUUACCGAAGAGGGCCGCCCCAUGCAAUUGUCAUCCACAUUUCUCCGGUCAUGA